Molecule: messenger RNA, 1038 nt
Organism: Ficedula albicollis (Collared flycatcher)
Lineage: Eukaryota; Metazoa; Chordata; Aves; Passeriformes; Muscicapidae
Product: regulator of cell cycle RGCC-like
Exons: 5
Coding region: 64-369 (101 amino acids)
Biological process (GO): regulation of cell cycle
Cellular component (GO): cytoplasm
Molecular function (GO): protein kinase binding; protein kinase activator activity
Source: RefSeq, a predicted model, not a curated record
AACCGAGCCGAGCGGCCGGUGAGACCCGAACCGAGCCGAGCCGAACCGAGCAGAACAGCCGGCAUGGCCGAGGAGCUCAGCGAGCUGCUGAGGGAGUUCCACGAGGUGAUGGAGGACUUUGAGCGGGGCCCUGCGAGCCAGUACCAGCAGCACCUGCAGGAGCUGAAGAGGAGAGCGGGACAGAGCGUGUAUGACAGUGGCAUCGACGAGCUGGAGAGUGCCAGCACGUCCCCAGGGAGCAGCCUCAACUCCAGCGAGGAGCACCUCAACACCCCAGCUGACACCUUCCCCUCCAAAGCAAAGCUUGGAGACACGCAGGAGCUGGAGGAGUUCAUUGCAGACCUGGAUAAAGCCUUGGAGGAGAUGUGAGCCUGCAAGAGCAGCCCUGAGUGUCCCUGCUGCUGCCUCUGCUUCUGCACCCCUGGGUGGGGACAGUCCUGGGGACAGGGACGGGCACUGGGGACACAUCCAGCCCUGGGACCAGGGUGACAAAGCCCUGCCAGCGCCAGGAGAGGACAGCCUGGGUGGGCAAAGGGGUCUGGGGGGGAGCUGGGCCGCUCCUGAAGCCCCCAGAGUGAUUUUGGGGCAGAUCAGCUUGCAGGACAUCGCUGUGACCUCAGUGUCCCCCCCAGGCUGGGAGCCCCCAUUCCUUGGUGGCAUCUGCCACUGCUGAGCCUUGCUGUGCACGGGGAGCCCCAAAUCGGGCCCCUCUCUGCCCCCCCCGUGCCCCUGCCCCAGCUGCUGCUGUACAUACUGUAAAAAAGGUGGUUGUGCUGUACAGAGGUGGUUCUGUGAGCAGGAUUUUGGAGCUGUGCCUGUGCGUGUCCAUCUCUGGGGUGGGAGCAGGGGUGCCUGGGGCUGGCACUGGAAAAGGGGGAGACCUCAGGGAGGCCAGUUCAAUGCCUGGCUAAGGAGGAAUAGCAGGAAUGCCCUGUCCUCCCUUCCCCUUGGUGCUCAGACAGUGUGGGGUGGGAAAGUCCCUGCCUGUCCCCACCUGCUCAGGGAGCUGCCCCACUGCUGCCAUCCUGCUGGGAUGGA